AUGAGUGUGGCAUUAUGUGUCAGCCUAUACCUUGGCAUUCGCGUGCAAACAAGGGUUCGGAGAACAUUCCACGGCGUUGUUGGGAUCAUAGGCAUCCUAGGUGGCAUGGUUCAUCUCUUACAGUCUACUGCGUCUUUAUUGCUUGGCCUGAGCAUUAUAGUCAUUGGGGCGACUGGAAUCCAUGGUCUCUGGCGUCCGAGUAGUAUUGAAAACGCCGCCCUCAAACGUAAUGGGAAGCAAUACGUAGAGUUGAAAGUUCGAGUGCCUGAUAGUAAGCAUGACUUUUACAUCAAAAGUCGCGGGACGUUCUACAGAGUUGCUUGGGCCACAGGACAAGAUAACUCGCAGCACGAAGCUACAAUACUCCUGCCGCUUUCUGCCAUUGAAGACGGACCUGGGAGUAGGACCAUCAGAGACAAAGUAAGAGUCACAUGCGAUGGACUAUUCCGUGCACCAUUAUCUCCCUACACGUAUCUGGCAAAGGACCUCGAUAUCAUCUCAGCAGAUAGUGGCAUCUUUGAGGGCUACUCUUGCUUCAAAUGGCGACAACGACUUCUGGAGUCCAAGGAUAGCUUAUAUUUCAAAAGUCGGUUAUUUUGGUUUACCACGAGAUCAUACAUUCUAUCUCCCUUUUUCGACCAUCUUAGAAAUGAGCUGAGCUCCUGGAAAGCAGGAUAUACUGUUGUUAUUGUAAUUCUCAUGGGCGACCGGAAUCCAGUCUACGACCCUGAUUUACCACCGUUAUUGACAGGAAAGCUGACCAUAGAUCACGAUACAAAGACAUGUAUGAGAUCGGCCAUUAGUCAAUAUCUUGAGAAGAAUCCGUCACACGCAAAACAGUAUUUUGUUGGAGAAAGUUUAAGGUCACUGCUUUGA
Messenger RNA from Fusarium proliferatum ET1, 876 nucleotides. RefSeq lists its product as uncharacterized. Lineage: Eukaryota; Fungi; Ascomycota; Sordariomycetes; Hypocreales; Nectriaceae. The record is from RefSeq and is a predicted model, not a curated record. Bases 1 to 876 code for a protein of 291 amino acids. The transcript has 2 exons.